Messenger RNA from Vespa velutina, 3638 nucleotides. It is a transcript of the gene PSR, whose product is annotated as bifunctional arginine demethylase and lysyl-hydroxylase PSR. Gene Ontology annotation, biological process: phagocytosis. Gene Ontology annotation, molecular function: P-TEFb complex binding; histone H4R3 demethylase activity. Lineage: Eukaryota; Metazoa; Arthropoda; Insecta; Hymenoptera; Vespidae. Gene Ontology annotation, cellular component: nucleus; cytoplasm. The record is from RefSeq and is a predicted model, not a curated record. The transcript has 6 exons. The coding region runs from base 2316 to 3500 and encodes 394 amino acids.
AUAUUAAUAUACAGUUCGUAACUCGAGAGUCAUACAAUCAGCUGUGAAAAUCGUCGUUAAAGGAUGGAAACCGAAUCCCAGAAAGCGCGCAUUGUCCGAUGCGAAAUGCGACGAAGUGGCAAACAUGUAUCUUUGUGUCUCAGGAGAAAGAGCGCGUUCACUCACGGAUCCUGAUCCGGAGGUGAGGGGCCACUGAUAAACGAUCGGUUCUGCUCCGGCUGGUGAGUGCAGGCGCAGCUCCAUUUUACGCGACGACCCGUCUUCCUCUUCUUCCUCGUCCUCCUCCUCGUUCCUCUUGUCGUUCGCGUCACCGUCGUCGAUGUCGUCUUCUUGGUCGUCUUCGUCCUCCUCUUCCUCUUCCUCUCCCUCCUCCGCCGCCUCCUCCCCCACCUCCUCCCUCUUUAUUCCCUUCCUCCACCUCUACUUCCUACUUCCUUCCUCAGGCAAAGAAAACGCAACGGCGACGGCUACGGUGGCAACGACGGUGGAAACCUCAGGGAAAAAAAGUGAGGCUCACGUUCGCGUGACGUAAUCGCAACAACAAUGAGAACGGCCGCCGUUGGCCGUUAUCCCCUUGAAGAAGGGGAUAUAUUGGCUUGUUCCCGCACUAGGACACCAGCACCACGUAGACGACGCUCGCAAACCCCCCCCUCUCUGCUGGUGCUACUACCCCGGAGGACAUGAAAAGGGAUACGGAGGAGACACGGGCGCCUCCACACAAACACUCAUCAACAGCACUAGCAACAGCAGUUGCUAUAGGGGCAGCAGCAGCAACAGCAGCAGCAGCAGCAGCAGUAGCAGCACCACUACCACUACCACCACCAUCUCUCACCAUCAAAGCCCACCACCACUACAUCAUAAAACGUCACACAUUACCCACCACUACCGCCUCUAGCAAAAGUAGCACCACUCGGCAGCACUAAUAGCACGAGACAACGAGUGCGGAAAAGCCACGAGGAUGAAUGUCGACGGUUAGUCGCGCACACGUUCUAUGCAAUCUUAUGUCCUUGACGAUCGAUCACGAAGAGGCACCAAGAAAGAGAAUGAGGAGAAAAGAGAGAAUGAUAAAGAGACAGAGAUAGAUGGAUAAAAAUGAGAAGAAAAAAUGUUAGCAGCACACACUUAUGCUGAGUAAACGAUAAAAAACACUGACACGACCGCCGACUAUCAUACAACCAUGCAAGAGGCAGAGCUUUAAGAAAGGGGCAGGCGGGGGGGGGGGGAAGGGGCAUGACGACAUCAAAACAUGGCGUCGUGUCUCUUCUUCCUCUUGUAUAUACAUACAACGCGUCGUGCGUUGUCGUCGUCGCGCCGCACCGUGUCGUACCGUAUCACGCCGUAUGCGCGCUCGAAUCCUCUCUCUCUCUCUCUCUCUCUCUCUCUCUCUCUAUCCUUUUUUCCUCCUUCUGUUUCGUCACUACUACGUGAGCUUCUUCUGUAGUCGGCGCAUGCGCCGAAUCGAACCGUUGAACUUCUGCUCGGUCAUAUACUUAACACCAGACUUGCCGUGUCGACUAUCGUCGUCGAGACAUACCGAAUUAGGCACCUUUUUGUUUUCCUUCCAUUCAAUCGUCCUUCUUCUUUUUUUGCGCACAUACAAUAGUCCAAUAACGAUUUUCUUUUGAUCUUUGUUUCAAAAAAAUGCAUUACUUUUUAUCGAAAAUAUUAAAAAUUUCUUUACAAGCAACUUUAUAGUUAUUAUAAUCUUAUUGCAACUCUCUUGUUUUUGUUUUCCUUCUUUUUUCUUCUUUUUUUUUUUUUUAAGUGUAAUAAUGUAUAUUUUCUUGCAUAUAACCACACGAGAUAUGCUUUUACCAAUAUCCAAGCAGGUGUGGUGGUUUCUUUCUCUUUAAAAGGAUCAUACAUAUGCCACAAGAACGUGAUAUUUGUCACGUAGGCCAUUCUCAGGUGCGAUUGUCAGCGCCUCUUACAAUUUCAAGUGUAUACCCUAUACAAUAUUAAACAUUUUCGUAAGAUGCUAAAAUUGUUUGAGUAAUCAUGCUAACAUUCAUGAGCCAAUUAAAAAGAGAAGAAAUAAUAUAAAGGCAUUGACGUUUGACGGAGUUAAAUUUAUUUGUGUAGAAGAAAAGUUGAAGAUUCAGCUUCGAUAAUCGACCUAUACUUCUAUAAACGCUUUGCACUCUAGCGAUCUGAAAAUAUCGACUAAUGUUUUGACACGCCUCACGGGAAUAAAAGGAACUAAAAGUCGCGGUUAUCAUUGAGCACACGACAGUGUAGCAUAGGAUUUUUCAAGUGUACGUUGUAAAUACUUGUAUUGUAAUUAGAAUAAUUAAUAGGAUAUUAUAGUAGUUGACAUGACGGAGGAACUCAAAUUGGAUCAUCGUGCUAAGAAAAGAAUAAAGGAAGUUAAAAGAAAAGCUAGACCAGAACUUGGAGACAAAAUAGCUUGGACUCAGCAUGGAUAUAGUAAAAAGUUUGAAACUUUUUGGAAUUUCCAAGAUAAUGUGGAACGCAUAGAUGAAUCUAUAGUAGUUACUGAAGAAUUUAUUGAAAAAUAUGAAAAACCUUAUAAACCUGUGAUAAUACAAGGUGUUCAAACUGGUUGGAAAGCCCAACAUAAAUGGACUAUAGAGAGGUUAGUAAAAAAGUACAGAAACCAAAAGUUUAAAUGUGGGGAAGAUAAUGAAGGAUAUAGUGUUAAGAUGAAAAUGAAGUACUAUGUACGAUAUAUGCUCAACAAUGAAGAUGAUUCUCCUCUGUACAUCUUUGAUAGUUCGUUUGGAGAACAUCCUAGACGGAAAAAGUUAUUAGAAGAUUAUGUUAUUCCAAAAUAUUUUCGUGAUGAUCUUUUCCAACAUGCUGGUGAACAUCGUAGACCACCGUAUCGGUGGUUUGUUAUGGGACCUGCCAGAUCUGGUACAGGUAUUCACAUAGAUCCAUUAGGAACUAGUGCAUGGAAUGCACUAAUUUCGGGUCAUAAGCGUUGGUGCCUCUUUCCUACCCAUACCCCGCGUGAGCUUCUGAAAGUAACUGCAGCCGAAGGUGGAAAACAGAGAGAUGAAGCUAUAACAUGGUUUUCUGUUAUUUAUCCACGUACAAAGUUACCUACGUGGCCUCAAGACUGCUUGCCAAUAGAGAUUUUACAAAAUCCUGGUGAAACAGUCUUUGUGCCGGGUGGUUGGUGGCACGUUGUAUUGAAUUUAGACGAAACUAUUGCAGUUACUCAAAAUUUCUGUUCUCGUACCAAUUUUCCAGUAGUUUGGCACAAAACGAUACGUGGAAGGCCAAAAUUAUCACGUAAGUGGUUAAAAGUACUCAGGGAUAAAGAACCAGAACUUGCAGCACUUGCAGAAACAAUAGAUGUAAAAGAGGAUACAGGAGUAGCCAGUGAUUCAUCAAGUGGGUCUUCGAGUAGUUCUUCAAGCAGUAGCAGUAGUACUAGUCAAUCUGAAGAUGAAAGUGCAGAUGACAGUGGUCAAGAGUCGCUUACGGCACACAAAAAAAAGAAAAGAAGAAAACUGAAUAACAGCCAACCCUGACAAUAUCGAGUACAUGGGACCUACAAAGAUCUCAGACUGUACAGUAUUAACCAACAAUUAUUGUUUGUACUAAAAAUAAAUAUUAUAAUUAUUACCACCCUAAUGUUCAUAAUAAAAUAAAUGCUAGAUAAUACCAAA